UACUCAAAAUUAUUUUUACUGUACACUAUUGGUAUGUAACCCCAAAAUCUUCCCAAGAAUAACUUCCAAAAAAAAAAAAAUCUUCCCAAGAAAGUGAGAGAAAAUCGACUACAGAGACACCGCGCGGAGCAGAGAACAGAGCCGGACUAGGGUUUUACGGCGCAAGCCCACACCAGGAGACAUGGCGGAUGGGUACUGGAAUCGACAACCGCCUCUGCAUACUUCAGCUGGCAUGCUCAAGCGACAUCAUUCUGAUUAUGAUCUCCCACCUUCUGGGGUGCCUUCAGCUCAUGAGAUGCAUAACUAUUUAGCACGAGAUGAUGAUCAUGGUGGGCCUCGGGUAGUAAAAGACACACAAACUAUUGAAACAGCAUAUGACCGCUAUCUCAAGAAUGCACAACUUCCUUCUUAUACUUCUGGGGAAGAUAAUAAUUUUGGCGGAGUUGCGUUAGGAAGGGCUGUUGGUGGUCGAAGGGCUGCUCUUCCAGAUGCUGAUCCAGUUGUGAUGGGUCGUUCUAGUGUUGCUGUUCCUGAUCUAGCACCAAAUGGUCGAGGCAUGGAUUUUGGUGGCCAGCUCCCAAGGGAUGCAAUGGCCAAGCUGGGUCGUAUAACAGUGCCUCUUCCUCCAGAUGCUUCCAAUACUAUAUAUGUUGAGGGACUUCCUCCCAACAGCACAAAGAGAGAAGUAGCUCAUAUUUUCCGCCCUUUUGUUGGGUAUAAAGAAGUUAGAAUUGUGAGCAAGGAAUCCAAGCAUCGUGGUGGAGACCCUCUUAUUCUUUGUUUUGUGGAUUUCAUAAAUCCAGCAUGUGCGGCAACUGCUUUGAGUGCCUUGCAAGGUUAUAAGAUGGAUGAGCAUGAUCCGGGUUCUUCAUACUUGCGGCUGCAGUUCUCAAAGCACCCAGGUCCAAGGUCUGGCUCUGGUCCUCGUGGAAAGCGGUAAAGUGGCUGAAUGCAAUGUCAAUCCGCUGGUACAUAUCUUCACACACACACACACACACACACACACACACAUAUAUAUUUUCCCCAAAGGUUUCUUUCUAUGGUGUACUGUUAUCAAAAAGGGAAAAAUAGGUGUAUUGUACUUGGAACGUGCAAUUUAGAUUGCUCAACUUUAGCUAUAUACCGUCCGUGAACAGUUUUGUGGAUGUGUGGAAGUUGAAGUGCGGUUGAAAUAAAUUUUAUAGUAAGAUUACGGAAUCAAACAAAUGGAAUUUCCCCAGAUUAUGAAAUGAUUGUUGUAUGAUAAUCUAGUGUGCCGCUAGAUUUUCACAAAGCAACCCUAAAUUUGGUGCUUAUAAAAUAAGUAAUGCUUUGUACA
Cornus florida is the source of this 1318-nucleotide messenger RNA. Its product is annotated as RNA-binding protein 2-like. The transcript is spliced from 7 exons. NCBI's taxonomy places the organism in Eukaryota, Viridiplantae, Streptophyta, Magnoliopsida, Cornales, Cornaceae. Bases 182 to 940 code for a protein of 252 amino acids. Gene Ontology annotation, molecular function: mRNA binding. The record is from RefSeq and is a predicted model, not a curated record.